Messenger RNA from Cicer arietinum (chickpea), 2280 nucleotides. RefSeq names its product zinc finger CCCH domain-containing protein 32. Gene Ontology annotation, molecular function: mRNA binding; metal ion binding. The record is from RefSeq and is a predicted model, not a curated record. Lineage: Eukaryota; Viridiplantae; Streptophyta; Magnoliopsida; Fabales; Fabaceae.
GAAAAACCAAUUUAUAAUAAUAACUGAAAAAUAAAACACAGAAAGAAAAUCGAGCUGAAAAGACCAACGCAUCAAUGACCGUACAGUUCCAGAGAGAGAGAGAGAGAGAGAAAACUAAAAAAACAAGAGAAAGAAACACACUAACAUAACAACAACACACGAAUACUCACAAGUAAAAAUAACGUGUGAAAACCCCAUUUCUGUCUCUCGGGUUCUCGACGAGGAAGAAAGACGAGCUAAGCUCGCCGAUCUUCUAGAACAUUCUAGAUCACUCAAGUAGAUAACCUCUGUUCCGUUGUGAACUCUGUAAGUUGUUGUACAGGAACCUCAAAAACCCCAAACACAAAUGGACUUGUACGGUCGGAGUCCCACGAGGAAUGGAUCGAAUCCGGUAAAUCAACAUGAAUGGCGUUCACCGGACGCUGUUCUUGGAGAGUCGAUGUGGCAUUUAACGCUUGGUGGUGGUGGUGGUGGUGGUGGUGAAUCUUACCCGGAGAGACACGGUGUGCCCAAUUGUGUGUAUUACAUGAGAACUGGGUUCUGUGGAUAUGGUGGAAGGUGUCGUUUCAAUCACCCCCGUGAUCGUGCUGCGGUUGCUGCGGCAGUUAGAGCUACAGGGGACUACCCAGAACGGCUGGGGGAACCUCCAUGUCAGUAUUAUUUAAAAACUGGAACCUGUAAAUUUGGCGCGUCCUGUAAAUUCCACCAUCCCAAAAAUGGAGGUGGAUAUUUAAGCCAAGCUCCACUAAAUAUUUACGGAUACCCAUUACGACCGGGUGAGAAAGAGUGCUCCUAUUAUUUGAAAACGGGGCAGUGCAAAUUUGGCGUAACAUGUAAAUUCCAUCAUCCUCAACCUGCUGGAACGUCAAUGCCAGCAUCUGCACCUCAAUUUUAUCAACAGGUGCAGUCUCCAACUGUUCCUCUGCCUGACCAGUAUGGAGGAGCUUCCACAAGCUUGAGAGUAGCUAGACCUCCUGUGUUACCUGGUUCAUAUGUACAAGGGGCUUAUGGUCCUGUACUUCUUUCCCCAGGGGUUGUUCCAUUUCCUGGAUGGAGUCCUUAUUCGGCUCCUGUGAGCCCUGUGUUAUCUCCUGGUGCGCAACCUGCUGUUGGGGCUACUUCUCUAUAUGGAGUGACUCAGUUGUCGUCGUCAACCUCAGCUUUUGCUAGACCAUAUACUCCUCUUCCCUCCUCUCCUGGACCUUCAAGAAGCAAUCUGCAGGAAAAAGUAUUUCCUGAAAGACCCGGUGAACCAGAUUGCCAAUACUAUCUGAGAACUGGGGACUGCAAAUUUGGAUUAGCUUGUCGAUAUCAUCAUCCACAGGACCAGGUUGCUGCACGACCACUUCUUAGUCCCAUUGGUCUUCCUUUACGCCCGGAAGGAUCUCGAUUUUGACAACCUUGCUUGAUUCCUUGAUGGAACAUGAUUGGCUUUCUGUAUCUAUCCUGGCCUCUCACACAAAAGCUUGGUUUUGAGACAUAGUAUUUGUCUGUUUAUUCUGAAAAAUGGGGGCAACAAGGAUCAAACUUAUGGUCACUUGGUCAUUGGAUUUGAAGCCAUGAUACCAUGUCAAGGACCAACUCUCCUAAGCUCAAGUUAUUGGACGAAUCCACAUGAUUGGAAUGAUAUAUAUGUAAAAGUCUUAAUGCAAAACCUGCUAUUCAAUCUAUUUCCUUUUAAAUUAACAUUAUAUUACUUGUUGCGUUCUAAGUGUUUGUAAUUCAAAAGUUCUAUGUUUUAAAAAUAAAAUUUACUAGUUGUGACUGUUGUAUAUGGGUAUAAUAUUUGAAUGGUUCUCCAGCUCCGGAAACCUAAGGUCUUAGAAUAACCUAAUUCAGAAUUGAUGUUAAGCCUUUCCUGUUUCCCACUAAAAAUGUCAAUGUAGUUAGUGAUAUACACAAUGUUAAAGUUGUUUUAUGGUCGUUUCCAUUCUUUCUUAAGUUGUGAGCUGCUUGUUUGGUGUCAUAUCAUGGUUAAAUGGAUAUGAGAUGGAAACACAUGAUUAAAAGACGGGCUACAACAGAAGUGACAUGAAUUCAUUACUUUGUAAGUAACUUUUGGCUGCAGUGAACUUCCCCCCCACACAACCCCUUCUUUCUGAGGACUUUUGAUGGUACAACAAGCUAUGCAGUUGUGUCUGCAACGCUUGUACAUAUAAUGGAAUUAUCUGCUUUAUUAUGUGGAUUCAUGAUGGAGUUGCCACAUUUAGUAGAUUUAGAUUAAUUACUGUGUAACAUACAUACAUGUUUUUCCUUUCAUUAAUGAUGUGUAUUAGUUAA